AUGGAUAACGAAAAUAAAAGAGGGAGACAAGCAUCAUCAUCUUCUAAGGCCGAGGGUCCUUUUUCGACCUUGAUGGGAAAUUGCCCAAAAAAAUCGAUGGAGAAGAAGAAAACCUUUUGUCAGACUCAAACCCAAAUGGAGUCAAAACCGGAAUACAAGCUGGACACUCUUAUGGAGUAUGCUGUUAAACAAAAAAUCACCAAAGCCGAGGCAGCAAAAAUAAAGAAAGAGCUGUCAUUUGAAGUUUUGAACACCACUGGAAAUGAGGAAACAAUCGCACAAGUGAUCGCCGAUAUGAGCUCUGGUCCUCAGUAUGGACCAGUCUUCGAAGAUCUUAAAAAGGAUGUCCCACAGUUGAAGUCAAUGAUAGUGGCAAGACAGGAGUUUAUCGAUGCACCCGAGAGAUUGAAGGCGCUGUAUUAUAUUAAGGCCGACAGCAACACCACAGCCGAACAACCUGGACCAUCAAAUGGGAAAGAAACUGGCAGCUCAUCCAAGUAUAAUCAAUAA
Molecule: messenger RNA, 510 nt
Organism: Caenorhabditis remanei
Lineage: Eukaryota; Metazoa; Nematoda; Chromadorea; Rhabditida; Rhabditidae
Exons: 5
Coding region: 1-510 (169 amino acids)
Source: RefSeq, a predicted model, not a curated record